Messenger RNA from Hyposmocoma kahamanoa, 1432 nucleotides. RefSeq lists its product as uncharacterized. The transcript has 2 exons. NCBI's taxonomy places the organism in Eukaryota, Metazoa, Arthropoda, Insecta, Lepidoptera, Cosmopterigidae. The record is from RefSeq and is a predicted model, not a curated record. Bases 525 to 1370 code for a protein of 281 amino acids.
CAUCUGAUGAAUUUGAGAGUGCCUGUAGUGACAUUUCUAUCUCUUCUGACUCCGAUACCCAUUCGCUAGAUAUUAAGCUGCAGUCAAUAUUUCACACAAAAUCUAAAUUUCUCAAUGUGGUGCAUAUUAAUGCACAGAGUGUUCCUGCACACAUUUCUGAUCUAAACUUGACAUUUAAUAAUAGAAUAGUGGAUGUGAUCUUGGUUUCCGAAUCUUGGCUCAAACCGGCAUUACCGUCCCCACUUUUUACACUCUCUGGGUACAAAUUAUAUAGAAACGAUAGGGUUGGGACUGGGGGUGGUGGUGUGUGCAUUUACAUUAAAGACCACAUACCAUGCUCUAUCAUCAGUCAGUCUCCUAACACUUCCACUGGGUUGUUGGAGUAUUUGUUUCUGAGGGUUACCUUACACCAUACCAAUAUUUUAGUGGGAGUGGCGUACAGCCCUAGUGUUAAUGUAAAUUAUUUCGACUCAUUUGAGACAACACUUGAAUCAUUGAGUGCUUCUUAUGAUCAUGUAAUUUUGAUGGGUGAUCUUAAUACAUGUUUAUUAAAGGAUAACGUUCGAUCUGCCCGCCUUAACUGCCUUGUAAACUCGGUCAACUUUGUUUUGCUCCCACUCACUGCUACCCAUCAUUCACCUAACUGUCAACCAUCUCUUUUAGACGUACAGAUAGUCUCGAAACCUAACUCUGUACUUUUACAUGGACAAACCACUGCCCCAUUCUCCUACCAUGACCUUAUUUAUCUGUCAUACCGAGUGCGCACCCCUAAACCCAAAACCAAAGUCAGGUUACAGCGUAAUUUUCGUGCCAUCUGUGUAGAUCGCUUGAGGGACGACUUCUCUAGGAUUGACUGGUCUUCAUUAUUUGAAGCUUGCACGGUCAAUGAAAAGAUUAAAAUUUUCAACUAUCUGUUAUUAACGCUGUAUAACACUCAUGCCCCUCUCAGACCUGUGCGGGUCAAGCAUUUGCCUGCGCCUUGGCUUACGCCAACCAUAAAGAAAUGCAUGCAACGACGAGAUAAGGCCAAGUCAAUCUUAAAGAGGUAUCCCAGUGAUGAUAAUCUGCUCGCGUAUAAAAGGCUGCGCAAUCUUUGCAACAGAUUGUGUCGGGAUGCCAAACGGCGUUACAUCCAUUCUUCAAUUGAAGGCUUGUCUACGGGUCAGACCUGGAAAUUCUUAAGAUCGCUUGGUGUGGGUAAAGACUGUGAUUCCACCGUUAACAUUCCUGACCUCAAUUUACUUAAUAAACAUUUUACUAACCCACCACUUGUAGUAGCCAGCUCUGUAAAAGUAGCGACACUUGCCUCUCUGGGCACUAUUACCAAUCCGACUUCGCAGGGACUUGCACAUCCUUUGUCUACUUUAUAAAAUCUUACACUGCCCCCAGCUUCCUCACUACCUACGUUCCCGCUUUACUCUCUUAUGCCCCA